Molecule: messenger RNA, 3230 nt
Organism: Jaculus jaculus (lesser Egyptian jerboa)
Lineage: Eukaryota; Metazoa; Chordata; Mammalia; Rodentia; Dipodidae
Gene: Pms1
Product: PMS1 homolog 1, mismatch repair system component
Exons: 13
Coding region: 271-3060 (929 amino acids)
Biological process (GO): mismatch repair
Cellular component (GO): MutLalpha complex
Molecular function (GO): mismatched DNA binding; ATP hydrolysis activity; ATP binding
Source: RefSeq, a predicted model, not a curated record
AGCUUCCGGCGAGGUAGGGGCUGCUGCUCCGCCGACGGUGGCCGCUCGCUCAGGUGGUGGUAAUUUUCUGCCCUCUCGCGAGCUGGAAGGUAGUGUCGUGCGGCUAACCCGCACCAUGAUGCCAUUCGGAGAGGCUGCUCGGACCUCGGCGGGGCUGUAGCGGCAGGCGACCAUAGGCACCUCCCCAGGGCGGGAAGCGGAGGAAGGCGGGUGCGCACCGGUACACGUGCAGCGCGUUGGCUCCUUAGUGCUAGUCUACUCAAAGCUAGAAUGAAACAGUUGUCUGCAGCAACAGUUCGCCUCCUUUCAAGUUCUCAGAUUAUCACUUCAGUGACCAGUGUUGUAAAAGAGCUCAUUGAGAACUCCUUGGAUGCUGGUGCCACAAGCAUAGAUGUCAGAUUGGAAAACUAUGGAUUUGAUAAAAUUGAAGUUCGGGACAAUGGCGAGGGAAUCAAGGCCAUUGAUGUGCCUGUGACGGCAGUGAAGUACUACACUUCAAAGAUAAAUAGUCAUGAAGAUCUCGGGAAUCUGACAACUUACGGUUUUCGUGGGGAAGCCUUGGGUUCAAUAUGUAGUAUAGCUGAGGUUUUAAUUACAACCAGGACAGCUGAUGAUGAUUUUAGCACCCAGUAUGUCUUAGAUGAUAGUGGCCACAUACUUUCUCAGAAGCCUUCACAUCUUGGACAAGGUACAACUGUAACUGCUUUAAAAUUAUUUAAGAAUCUACCUGUAAGAAAGCAAUUUUACUCUACUGCUAAAAAAUGUAAAGAUGAAUUAAAGAAGAUACAGGAUCUCCUCAUAAGCUACGGCAUUCUUAAACAUGAUGUGAGGAUUGUUUUUGUACAUAAUAAGGCAGUUAUUUGGCAGAAAAGUAGAGUAUCAGACCACAGAAUGGCUCUCAUGUCCGUGCUUGGGACGGCUGUUAUGAGCAACAUGGAGUCCUGUCAGCACCGCUGCGAGGAAUCACAGAUUUAUCUCCAUGGAUUCUUUCCAAAGCCUGAUGCAGACCAUAAUUCCACAAGUCUUUUGACCUCAGAGAGAAGUUUCAUCUUUAUAAACAGUCGGCCAAUAUAUCAGAAAGAUAUUUUAAAGUUAAUCCGACAUUAUUAUAAUCUGAAGUGCCUAAAGGAAUCUACUCGUUUGUAUCCCAUUUUCUUUCUGAAAAUUGAUGUUCCCACAGCUGAUGUGGAUGUAAAUGUGACACCAGACAAAAGUCAAGUAUUAUUACAGAAUAAGGAAUCUGUUUUAAUUGCUCUUGAAAAUCUGAUGAUGACCUGUUACGGACCACUACCUAGUACAAAUUCUUAUGAAAAUAAUAAAGCAGAUGUUUCCUCAGCUGACACGGUUGUUAGUAAAACAGCAGAAACAGAUGUGCCUUUUAAUAAAACAGAAUCUGGAAAUAAUUAUCCAACUGUUGAUACUUCAACUAUUCUGUUCCAAAACGAUGUACAUAUUGAUGAAUCUAGAAAAAGCACUAACCAGGGUUUAAGUCAACAAAUAAAUGCGAGUGACCAUUAUGAGGGUCAUUUAAGUAGUGAAAAUAAUAGCAUUAAUAAGGAUACAACAAGUACAUUUCAAAAUAACCCUAUGAAUAAUUUAUCAUGCAAGGAUUCUCAAAGUGAAUCUAGUGACAUAGGUUCUGUAGAUUCUGAUAAGCAUACUCCAUUGGAAAAUGGCAAUAAAAGUUUGAGAGACAAGGGCAGGGAAAAUGAGGAGGAAACAGUUCCUGAGAAGUCUUUGGAAGUUGGUGCAGAUGACUGGAGCAAGGGAAAUGUAUUUAAUUCAAUGGGAGAGAAGAUUGAACCUGUGACAAUUUUAGUGCCUCAAAAAAGUUUGGCAUGUAAAAUAAAUAAUGGUGGUCACCUAAGCCUUGAACAAAAGAAUCUCAGUGAUGGUCCCUGUGGCAAAAAGUCAAAUGUAAUAGACAAUAAACCAGGACAGCUUACAGCCUAUGACUUAAUUAGCAAUCGAGUAAUCAAGAAACCCAUGUCUGCAAGUGCCCUUUUCAUUCAAGAGCAUCGUGCUCAGUUUCUCACGGAAAAUCCCAAGACUAGUUUAGAGGAUGCAACCACACAAAUUGAAGAACUGUGGAAGACAUUGAGUGAAGAGGAAAAACUGAAAUAUGAAGAACGGGCUACUCAAGACUUGGAACGGUACAAUAGUCAAGUGAAGAAAGCCGUGGAGCAGGAGUCACAAAUACCACUAAAAGAUGGCAGAAAAAAAAUAAAACCCAGCAGCACUUUGAGUUUGGCACAGAAACAUAAGUUGAAAACCUCAUUAUCUAAUCAACCUAAACUUGAUGAGCUUUUUCAGUCCCAAAAUGAAAAGAAGAAGGGUCAUAGUAUUAAAGUUGUAGAGAUCCCCUUUUCUAUGGAGAACUUAAAAAUCAAUUUUGAGAAACAAAGGAAAUUUGACUUAGAAGAGGAUGAACUCUUCUUGAUCCACAAUCUCAGGUGUCCUGAUGCAUGGCUAAUUACAUCCAAAACAGAGGUCAUGUUACUCAACCCCUACAGAGUGGAAGAAGCCCUGCUCUUUAAAAGACUUCUUGAGAAUCAUAAACUUCCUGCAGAGCCACUAGAAAAGCCAAUUAUAUUAACAGACAGUCUUUUUAAUGGAUCUCAUUACUUAGAAGUUUUACAAAAAAUGACAACAGAUGACCAGAGAUACAGUGGAUCCAUUUACCUGUCGGAUCCUCGUCUUAUAGCAAAUGGCUUCAAGAUAAAAUUGAUACCAGGAGUUUCCAUUACUGAAAACUACUUGGAAAUAGAAGGAAUGGCUAAUUGUCUCCCAUUUUAUGGAGUAAUGGAUUUAAAAGAAAUUCUUAAUGCUAUAUUAAACAAAAAUGCAAAAGAAAUUUAUGAAUGUAGGCCACGUAAAGUGAUAAGUUAUUUGGAGGGAGAAGCAGUCCGUCUAUGUAGACAAUUACCCAUGAACUUAUCAAAAGAAGACAUCCAAGAUAUUAUCUACAGAAUGAAAGACCAGUUUGGAAAUGAAAUUAAAGGGUGUGUUCAUGGUCGUCCAUUUUUUCAUCAUUUAGCCUAUCUUCCAGAAACUUUAUGAUGAAUGAUAAAUGUUUAAGACAAUUUCCAUUGAGUUGAUACAAACCAAUGAAUCAGCUUUUCAGCCAUUUGGUACUAUGUGUCAAAUGAUUGUUUUAUAAAUAGGAUUCACUGGCUUGUUUGUAUAUUGAAAAUGUUUGUAAAAAAUAUAAAUAAAUACUAUAUACUGUU